AUGGCACAGAUGAACAUUGCGCUUUCCACGGUUGGGAGGAUCGCCAAAUACCAUCUGUACGGAUGUUUGACGCUGGUACUGGUUCUGGGAGAGGCCAACGUCGUAUCUAAGAUUGCAUUGGCCGCGUACGUUGGGGUCUAUACCAUAGUGUUAUUAUGUUACAGCUGGAUCGUGUAUCUCAAGUCUUUCCAGAUUGUCCCGGAAAAACACCAGGGACUGCUGAAACUGGCGCUCAACCUUCUCCCGCUCAUUCUGGAGAAAGUGUCGCGCCUGCUCAUCGAAAUAGUAACCUUUGGCCUCCGAGUAAUUGGCGUUUCCACGAAAAACACGGCCGUGAACGAGCUAGUUGUUGCGUUUGGCAUUGUGAGUCUCCGCAAGCUCGUUGCGCUGCUCUGUUGGGCAUACAUCACCCAGGAAGACGACAACAGUCUUCAUCUGAAGGCGUUUCUGGCGUUCUGUUUGAUGAACCUGAUCCAGACUCGGUUUAUCAUAAAAAAUGAUACCGUCAAGACCGACCGCGUUAGCUGGAGCGAGGGGUUCCGCAGCUUCGUUAAUAGAUCGGCCAAGUUUGACAAGCGUCAGUCCCAGACGCUGCGGUUCCGGCGAAACGCGCUGUUUCUCACCAACAGCGCGGUUUCGGUGCUGCUGUUUGUAUCAAUGUUCAAAUACUACUGGCAGUUACAAAACAGCUACUUCAAAGUGAUGAGCGUGAUGAUCCGGCUUGUGUUGGUGUUGGACCUGGAGUUCCUGCGGACCCUGUGCGACGAGUUCCACGGGUUCAAAGUCGUGGUGGGCGGAGAAAAGAGUAAUGUAUAG
This is a messenger RNA of Ogataea philodendri, 816 nucleotides long. RefSeq lists its product as uncharacterized. The transcript has a single exon. NCBI's taxonomy places the organism in Eukaryota, Fungi, Ascomycota, Pichiomycetes, Pichiales, Pichiaceae. The record is from RefSeq and is a predicted model, not a curated record. Bases 1 to 816 code for a protein of 271 amino acids.